AUGCCUCAGAAAACAAGCUCACAGCCCCAACAGUCCGGCACAAAUUUCAAAGAAGCCUUCCAGCUCUUCGACAAGCGCGGCAACGGCCUCGUCGCCCUCGACCAGCUCGGCGACCUCCUGCGCGCCUGCGGACAGAACCCCACACUGGCUGAGAUAGCGGAGCUGGAGAAGAGUGUGGGCAACGAUUGUGAGUCAACCUUGCUCCAACGCAUAUCUGUGCAACCAGCCACUGAGUCGGAAGCGGAGGUGGAGAAGAGGAGGGAGAGAAGGCUAAUCUGUUAUGCACUGAAUGUAGUCGACUACGAGACCUUCUCCCGCGUGCUCAACCGCAAAGAUGGCUUCCGCGACCACGGGCUGCCGGAGGAGUACUGCAGGGGCUUUCAGGUGUUCGAUAAGGAUAUGACGGGCUUCAUUGGGGUUGGGCAGCUUCGGUACAUCCUCACAAAUCUCGGCGAGAAGAUGAGCGAUGAGGAGGUAGACGAGUUACUCAAGAUGGUGGAUACGAGCAGUGGGGAGAUCAACUAUCUCGAUUUCGUGCAAAAGAUCCUGGAGAACUAA
Messenger RNA from Coniosporium apollinis CBS 100218, 558 nucleotides. RefSeq lists its product as uncharacterized. Gene Ontology annotation, molecular function: calcium ion binding. Gene Ontology annotation, biological process: mitotic actomyosin contractile ring assembly. The transcript has 3 exons. Gene Ontology annotation, cellular component: myosin II complex. Lineage: Eukaryota; Fungi; Ascomycota; Dothideomycetes. The record is from RefSeq and is a predicted model, not a curated record. The coding region runs from base 1 to 558 and encodes 185 amino acids.